GUCCUUACCCGGCGCCGCCAGCCCCGCUUCAGUCCCCAGCCUGCGGCUCGGCACCCUUCGCCCGUGUCCAUCACUCCGUGCGGAAACGCCGCCGGCAUGUCGGACAAGCUGCCUUACAAAGUCGCUGACAUCGGCCUGGCCGCCUGGGGGCGCAAGGCCCUGGACCUCGCAGAGAAUGAGAUGCCGGGCCUGAUGCGCAUGCGGGAGAUGUACUCGGCUUCCAAACCACUGAAGGGCGCCCGCAUUGCCGGCUGCCUGCACAUGACCGUGGAGACAGCUGUCCUCAUUGAGACCCUCGUUGCCCUGGGUGCUGAGGUGCGGUGGUCCAGCUGCAAUAUCUUCUCCACCCAGGACCAUGCAGCAGCUGCCAUUGCCAAGGCUGGCAUUCCAGUGUAUGCCUGGAAGGGUGAAACGGACGAGGAAUAUCUGUGGUGCAUUGAGCAGACGCUGUACUUCAAGGACGGGCCCCUCAACAUGAUUCUGGACGAUGGUGGUGACCUCACCAACCUCAUCCACACCAAGUACCCACAGCUCCUGUUGGGCAUCCGAGGCAUCUCCGAAGAGACCACAACGGGGGUCCACAACCUGUACAAGAUGAUGGCCAGCGGGAUCCUGAAGGUGCCUGCCAUCAACGUCAACGACUCUGUCACCAAGAGCAAGUUUGACAACCUCUAUGGCUGCCGGGAGUCCCUCAUAGAUGGCAUCAAGCGGGCCACGGACGUGAUGAUUGCGGGCAAGGUGGCGGUGGUAGCGGGCUAUGGCGACGUGGGCAAGGGCUGUGCCCAGGCCCUGAGGGGCUUCGGGGCCCGCGUCAUCAUCACGGAGAUCGACCCCAUCAAUGCGCUUCAGGCUGCCAUGGAGGGCUAUGAGGUGACCAUCAUGGAUGAGGCCUGUCAGGAGGGCAACAUCUUUGUCACCACCACGGGCUGUAUUGACAUCAUCCUCGGCCGGCACUUUGAACAGAUGAAAGAUGACGCCAUUGUGUGUAACAUCGGACACUUUGACGUGGAGAUUGACGUCAAAUGGCUGAACGAGAACGCUGUGGAGAAGGUGAACAUCAAGCCCCAGGUGGACCGCUACUUGUUGAAGAACGGGCGCCGCAUCAUCAUUCUGGCCGAGGGCCGGCUGGUCAACCUGGGCUGCGCCAUGGGCCACCCUAGCUUCGUGAUGAGCAACUCCUUCACCAACCAGGUGCUGGCGCAGAUUGAGCUGUGGACCCACCCAGACAAGUAUCCCGUCGGGGUCCACUUCCUGCCCAAGAAGGUGGGUUCCUACCUCCACCCCUGGCCAAGGGUCAUGUGUCCAGCCCUGGGCUCUCCAUGCAGGCCUUGCCAGAGUUCAUACAGUACUCGCCUCUCUACUCUCUUGAAGAUCUUCACAGGGUCCUCCGCAGGGCAAAAAUCAUUCUCUCCAUUUAGCAGAGGAGGAAAUUGGGGCCCAAAGCAGGGAAUAACUCCCAGAGUGGCAGGGCCUGGUGGUGAGAAGAGCAUGGGCUUUGGAGUGAGACACACCCAGGUUUGA
This is a messenger RNA of Physeter macrocephalus (sperm whale), 1521 nucleotides long. RefSeq names its product adenosylhomocysteinase (gene AHCY). The coding region runs from base 97 to 1521 and encodes 474 amino acids. The transcript is spliced from 9 exons. NCBI's taxonomy places the organism in Eukaryota, Metazoa, Chordata, Mammalia, Artiodactyla, Physeteridae. Gene Ontology annotation, biological process: L-methionine cycle. Gene Ontology annotation, cellular component: cytosol. Gene Ontology annotation, molecular function: adenosylhomocysteinase activity. The record is from RefSeq and is a predicted model, not a curated record.